Messenger RNA from Rubroshorea leprosula, 2629 nucleotides. The record is from the annotation of a GenBank genome assembly. Lineage: Eukaryota; Viridiplantae; Streptophyta; Magnoliopsida; Malvales; Dipterocarpaceae.
CAUUUGAAUUCUCCAUUAUUCUCUCAAUCAAUCUUUCCCAAACCAGAAUAUAUUCUCGUUCCCUCUUUUCAAUUCAAGGGUCACCAUUCCUUUCUCAAUCAGCAAGAAAAGAGAAGAAUUCCCCCCCAAAACUGCUAUUGCCUAAUUCUUCCAACUCUCAUUUGAUUUUUGUUUGCUUUGCGAAAUUCGUGUUCCAGUUAUUGUCUAAUAUAAAGUUUUGAACUUUGAGGCAUAAGAGAAGAGGGGAGAAGGUAUGGAAUGUGGGUUCAAUAUUGAUAGUGUGUGAUCAAUAGGUUGCUUCAAGUUAGGGAACCAGGGAAGCAGGCGCAGAUUACUGAGGGUGAGAUUAACCAGCUUUGUCAUCUCUCUAGGUCUUUCUUCUAGGCAGCCCAAUCCUUUGGACCUUGAAGCACCUGUGAAGAUCUGCGGUUUGUCUUUUUAUACUGUUUCUCAAUGGAAAUUUUGUUUCUUCUAAUGAAUGUGAUUAUUUUGGCUAAAUUUUGAACUUGACAUUACAUGCGUUGAAGGUGCUAUUUGUUUAGUAUGUGUAAAAUUUUGUCUCAAGCUCUCAAUUCAUAUGAUGAUUAUGGGUAUGGGAAAUUUCCGGUAUCUAAAAAUGGAUUAUGAAUCUUGUUUCCAGUUUUUGAUAGUUACGGCUUCUGUACUGCUUUUGUUCUGAUUGUUGAAUUUCAGGUUCCUACUUAUAUUAUGAUUAUAUGCUAAGGAUGGUACUUAGUAUUCUUUUUGGUGAAAGGUAUAAUUUUGUAUUUUUUAAUCCUGAAUCAAGGAAUGGAGCAUGUUCUUUUCUUAAUAUAUCUAUAUGUUCUUUUUAUUUACAUGACAUAGUAGACAUCCAUUGUCAGUACUGUGAUCUCUUGAGGCUUUUCGAAUCUGGUGGUUUCCCUCCUCAUUCCAAUUACUUAUUCCUGGGGGAUUAUGUAGAUCGUGGAAAGCAAAGCCUGGAAACCAUAUGCCUUCUCCUUGCAUAUCAAAUAAAAUUUCCUAACAACUUCUUCCUGUUGAGGGGUAACCAUGAAUGUGCGUCUAUAAAUCAUAUGUAUGGAUUCUAUGAUGAAUGCAAGAAAAAAGUCCGAGUCAGGCUCUGGAAAGUAUUCACAGAUUGUUUCAAUUGCCUGCCUACAGCAGCUUUGAUUGAUGAAAGGAUACUCUGCAUGCAUGGUGGACUGUCACCUGAUCUGCGUAGUUUUGAUCAGAUAAGAAAUUUACCAAGACCUACUGAUGUUCCAGAUUCUGGUUGCUAUGUGAUCUCCUCUGGUCAGAUCCUGAUAAAAAUAUUUGAAGCUGGGCCCUGAGUGAUAGAGGAGUUUCUUAUCUCUUUGGUGCUGAGAGGUUGACAGAGUUUCUCAAGAAGCAUGAUCGUGAUUUGAUUUGUAGCGCACACCAGGUUGUUGAAGAUGGCUUUCAAUUCUCUGGUAAUAUUCAACUUGUAACCAUAUUUUCAGUAACUAAUUACUGUGGAGAGUUUGAUAAUGCUGGUGCCAUGAUGUGCGUGGAUGAAACCUUAUUCUGUUCUUUCCAAAUACCAAGGCAGAAGCCAAAAUAUGGCGCUGGGAGCUUCAACUUGACGAGGACUGUUAAUCCUCCUACUAGACUUAAGGUUUAGGAACCUAUGGCAAUCCUUUGGCUUCAUUGCUUCAAGUGAGUGAACAUUAUAAGUAAUACAAGCGUCAAUGAUUUCGUAAGUUUUUCUAGCUUGGAAACUCAUGAGCUGGGGAAAGUAUCUUGAUUCUGGAUUCUUCUUGUUAUGUUCCCUUGAUGAUGAAACAAGAUUUUUCUAGCUUGGAAAAGGAUAAGAUGGAGAAAGUAUCUUGAUUUUUCUUGAUGAUGAAACUUUUACAAAGUUUAAUUGUUGUUAAAGUGGCAAAAUAUUCCCAAUGCCCUAGCAUCCUUCUUAUCUUGUAAAUCAUUGUUUAUGCGUUUCUGGUUAAGUGAACUGCCAACCUCACGAUCACGACCAUUGAAUACAAUUCUUGGGUUGGUCACUUCUUGGAUAAGCCUCUAAUCUGACAGAGGUAUCAGAAGCAGGAGACCCCUUUGAUCAGCUGCACAUGGAAGAUUGUCAAAUAAGGCAGUGAAAAAUCUGGUGGAAUCUAUAAAUUGUUUUGAUGAUGGAAAAACACAAUUGGAAACAAUGUCUAUCUCAGGAUGCAAAUAUAUCUCUCCACGCCCCAAAAAUUUUGGAGGCUGUCAUUUUUAUUUUUAUUUUUUAGUUUUUAUCCCAUAUGUAAAUAUUAUUAGCUUCAACACCAUCAUAACUUAGUUCUCUCUUAGCCUGUUCUCCUUUACUGCAUUCAGCAUUCAGCUUCUCCACAGCUGUUCUGAAAAUGCUUAUGGUGUGGCGAAUGGUUUAGAAAUCCUUUCCCCUCCUGGGUGUGCCUGUUGUUGAAUGUAACUGAUACAGUACAUGCUCUUUUUUGCUUUUUAACGUCAUCAAUUCAAGGGUUCAUGAGUCUUUGUUCACUGCCUUAAUGUCUGCACCAGUAAUCUCUUGUCAAUGAAGAUGACAUUUUAUUGCCUGUACCCUUUUUGCAGCCAGAUUGACGAUGGGAAAUGCAUCUCUCAUUGUUUCUGGUGUUACGAAGGAAUCAAAUGAAAUUGGCAACAAUGC